Molecule: messenger RNA, 1290 nt
Organism: Penicillium odoratum
Lineage: Eukaryota; Fungi; Ascomycota; Eurotiomycetes; Eurotiales; Aspergillaceae
Product: aspartate aminotransferase
Exons: 5
Coding region: 1-1290 (429 amino acids)
Biological process (GO): biosynthetic process; L-aspartate catabolic process
Cellular component (GO): mitochondrion
Molecular function (GO): pyridoxal phosphate binding; L-aspartate:2-oxoglutarate transaminase activity
Source: RefSeq, a predicted model, not a curated record
AUGCUCUCCACACUGCGUGUCGCCAGCCGCUCGGCUGCUGCCCGCGAGGCUAACAUGCGCACCGUGAUCAUUGGUGCUCGUCAAGCUUCUGCUUGGUCCAAGGUUCCCCAGGGUCCUCCUGAUGCCAUUCUCGGUAUCACCGAGGCUUUCAAGGCCGACUCCUUCAAGGAGAAGAUCAACCUCGGUGUUGGUGCUUACCGUGACGACCAGGGCAAGCCCUACGUCCUGCCCUCCGUCCGCGCCGCCGAGGACAAGGUUGUUGCUUCGCGCAGCGACAAGGAAUACGCUGGUAUCACCGGUAUCCCUGCCUUCACUAACGCCGCCGCUGAGCUCGCCUACGGCUCCGACUCUGCUGUCAUCAAGGAGAACCGCCUUGUCAUCACCCAGACCAUCUCCGGUACUGGUGCCCUCCGCAUCGGCGGUGCUUUCCUCGAGCGCUUCUACCCCGGCGCGAAGAAGGUCUACCUCCCCAACCCCAGCUGGGCCAACCACAGCGCCGUCUUCAAGGACUCGGGCCUCGAGGUCGAGAAGUACCGCUACUACAACAAGGACACCAUUGGUCUGGAUUUCGAGGGUCUGAUUGAGGACAUCAAGGCUGCUCCUAACAAUAGCAUCAUCCUGCUGCACGCUUGUGCUCACAACCCCACCGGUGUUGACCCUACCCAGGACCAGUGGCGCCAGAUCAGCGAUGUCAUGAAGCAGAAGGGUCACUUUGCCUUCUUCGACAUGGCCUACCAGGGCUUUGCCAGCGGUAACGCUGAUACUGAUGCUUUCGCUCCCCGCCACUUCGUCAAGGAGGGCCACAACAUUGCUCUGUGCCAGAGCUUCGCCAAGAACAUGGGUCUCUAUGGUGAGCGUGUCGGUGCCUUCUCGCUCGUCUGCGAGUCCACCGAGGAGAAGAAGCGUGUUGAGUCUCAGAUCAAAAUUCUCAUCCGUCCCUUCUACUCCAACCCCCCCAUUCACGGUGCCCGCGUCGCCUCCACCAUCAUGAACGACCCCGCCCUGAACGAGCAGUGGCUCGGUGAGGUCAAGGGCAUGGCCGACCGCAUCAUCGAGAUGCGCGCGCUUCUGCGCAAGAACCUGGAGCAGCUCGGCAGCAAGCACGACUGGUCCCACAUCACCAGCCAGAUUGGUAUGUUUGCCUUCACUGGUCUGAAGCCCGAGCAGAUGGACGUCCUUGCCAAGGAGCACUCCGUCUACGCCACCAAGGACGGCCGUAUCUCCGUCGCUGGUAUCACCUCCGGCAACGUCCAGCGUCUCGCCGAGUCCAUCUUCAAGGUUACCGGUUAA